AUGAAAUUUAUGGAUAAUAAACGAGAAUUGAAUACCGAGGAUUCAAUUUUGCCUAAUGAGGAGCCAAACCAAAACGAAACUACCGGAAACGAAGGAGCUGUCGUAUCUCACCCUACUGGAUACGAAGAAGCUGUUGUAACUGAACCUAACGGAAUCCAAGGAAUUCUUGAACCUCAACCUUCAACUUUCGAUGAUUCCAACAUUUACCAAAACAGCCAAAGUCUCUAA
Messenger RNA from Pieris macdunnoughi, 228 nucleotides. The record is from the annotation of a GenBank genome assembly. Lineage: Eukaryota; Metazoa; Arthropoda; Insecta; Lepidoptera; Pieridae.